Durusdinium trenchii is the source of this 966-nucleotide messenger RNA. Lineage: Eukaryota; Dinophyceae; Suessiales; Symbiodiniaceae. The record is from the annotation of a GenBank genome assembly.
AUGUUCCGAGUCGCGCGGAUCGAGGGUCUCCACAGAGGAGGUCGCUUUGUAUGGAGAAGGUGCCAUAGCACUGGUGCCUUGCCCAUGCUGUUGCACCGGCAACUCUACUCUGACCUGGAGAGCUUUGCCGGGCAAUUAGGGAAUGCUUGCCGCGUGGGUGAUGGAGGUGCUGGUUGCUUUUUGCUCACGGGUUUGCCUCCAACGCUGUGCUCCUUGCAUGAGGAGCUGCUGAAGAGUGCCCAGCAAUUCUUCGCCCAGCCUGCCCAGGCGAAGGAGGCGGUGGACUACCAGCGAUCCCCCGAGUUCCGUGGCUAUAUGCGGCAGGGUGCCGAAAACACGGCUGGCAGUGUGGAUGAGCGAGAGCAGAUGGAGUUCGGCCGCGAAGAAGCGAGGCAUUUCCGGGAGGGCGGGCUUUACCAACGCCUUAGAGGCCCGAACCAAUGGCCCAGCAAACCUCCUCAUUUGAAGCCCUUGAUGCUGAAAUGGUUGCAAGAGAUGGAGGAGCUCUCCCGGCAGUUGACGCGUGCCUUGUCGCUGUCUUUGGGUUUAACCGCCACCGGACUGGAUGGAUACUUCCUGGAGCCGCAUGUGCAGGCCAAAUUGGUGCAUUAUCCACCUGCAGAAGGUGGCAUGGGUGUAGGUGCUCAUUGCGACUCGGGCUUUCUUACCUUGCUAUGGCAGGACUCGGAGGGGUUGGAGUUCCUGGAUGCCAAUGGUCAGUGGAUCCCGGCCACACCGGUGCCGAACUCUUUGGUUUGCAACCUGGGUGAGGUGGUCCAACUGCUCACCGCUGGUGUUUAUCCUGCCACCGUUCAUCGCGUCCUGCAGCCAAAGACUGCUACAGCAGGCCGCUUCUCAUUGCCAUACUUUUGGAAUCCGUCUUUGGACGUUGAGAUUCAAACCUUGGAUCUUCCUCAGCGACCAGCUGAGCUCUCCGGAAGGCCCAGCGACCAGUCACAUGCAUAG